GGCCCUAAAAAACAAACAAACAAACAAAACAAAAAAUAUAUAUAUAUAAAUUCUCAAAGACAGAUCUAUUCUGCUAUGAGAACAAUUCCAGGAUGGAGACAGAACCAUCAUGGUGGUUUUGAUUAGCUCAGCAUCUUAUUUACACGUGACUAUUCGUCAAGAGAGUGAAUUAAUUAUGUCCCUAAGUCCACUCUCUUCUUUAAUACAACUAAAAAUAUAUCCCAGCAAAUUUGUGUACUCAUAUAUUUGCAUUUGUGUAAAGCUGAAUAAGAACUCAAGAAAAGCAUCAUCCUAAAUAUGCAACAUUGCUUCUCGGAGUGCUACACAUUCCUUCGUGCCUAUGAACUAAUGCUCAGUAUCUAUAGCAUCCUCAGUAUUAAAUGAAAAGCCCUUUACGACCCAUCCAAGCUACCAUUACAGCUUUAUUCCAGCCCCCAGCCCCUCCCCAUCUCUCCUAUAUUCCAGCUUAACUAACUUAACUCAAAUGGGUCAUGUUCUUCCAAGCCCCAUGCUAUUCCCUCUUUCUGUUUUAUCAAUAAACUUAUUUAAUUUUUUAAUACCUCCAUCAAUAUCAUAUCACGUGCUCAAUAAAAUAAACUGCUGCCUUAUUUAUCUUCCCCAGUACUUUUAUAAACACUGUUAAUAUUACUUGUUUUUAUAUAAUCAUUUGCUUAUCAUUCUGUCUUCCGACUAGAUUCUUAAUCUCAUCAAGGAAGUUGAGAGACCUAUUCUAUGUUUUGUUUAGUUUUUUUGUCUCCUCUAGAGCCUAACUCAGUACCUGUCAUAUAAUAAACACCAAGUUUCUGCUGAAUUAAGUUCAAUAAGAUUCUAGGCACUUUUGUUCAGCAGAUCAUUUCCAUCAGUUAGCUUCUUCCAACCUACAUUGUAUGUUCUUCAAACCAGCAUUGGAACAAAUCAAUUACAGAGUAUAUUUCUCCCCAGAGGAUAGGGUGUUUUCACCAGGCUUGCUCUUUUUUUUUUUUCUUGCAAUGUCACUGGCGUGCCUUGGACGUGAACUGUCCUUAUCAACCUCCCACAGCCCGUGAAGCCCUCAGUGUGCCUCUGUCCUUUGCCGCAAACAUGAGGUUCACGUUCCCUCUGAUGGCCACUGGCCUGGAGGUUGCCAUGAUUGUUUUAUUUGCAACAUUUGUUCAGUAUGAAACAGAUCAGAACCUUUCCCAGAAGCCCAACAGCACCAGCGUGGACUUGGACACAUCCGGGGACUUGUAUCUUUUCUUCCGAGAUGUGCAUAUUAUGGUAUUUGCUGGGUUCGGCUUCCUCAUGACCUUCCUGAGAAAAUAUGGCUUCAGCAGUGUCGGCAUCAACUUCCUCAUUGCUGCCCUGGGCCUCCAGUGGGGCACCAUUGUACAGGGGAUCCUGCACAUGCACGGAAAGAAAUUUCACAUUGGAAUCAAAAACAUGAUCAACGCAGACUUCAGUACAACCACGGUUCUGAUUUCUUUUGGAGCUGUCCUGGGAAAAACAAGUCCAAGCCAAAUGCUGAUCAUGACGAUUUUAGAAAUUGCUGCCUUUGCUGGCAAUGAAUAUCUGGUUGGCAAGAUAUUUUUGGCCUCUGAUAUUGGAGCAUCCAUGACCAUCCAUGCCUUUGGGGCCUACUUUGGUUUGGCUGUAGCCGGUGUCUUGUACCGAUCAGGCCUGAGAAGAAGGCAUCCCAAGGAAGAGUCUGUGUACCACUCGGACUUGUUUGCAAUGAUUGGGACUCUUUUCCUCUGGAUAUUUUGGCCCAGCUUCAACUCAGCCAUUGCCACACCUGGAGACACACAGAGCAGGGCCAUUGUGAACACAUACUUCUCCCUCGCCGCCUGCGUGGUCACCGCUUACGCGUGUUCCAGCCUUCUCGAGCAAAACGGCAAACUCAACAUAGUUCACAUUCAGAAUGCAACCCUUGCCGGAGGAGUGGCUAUGGGCACGUGUGCAGACAUGAAAAUCCCCCCAUACUUUUCUUUGAUCCUUGGGAGCAUUGCAGGAAUUAUAUCCGUACUUGGGUUCAAGUUCCUGACACCAUUUUUCACUACUAAACUGAGGAUCCAUGAUACAUGUGGAGUCCAUAACCUGCACGGCUUACCUGGUGUGAUAGGCGGCCUUGCCAGCAUCGUGGCCAUAGCCAUGGAGAUACCUACCAUGUCUACUGCCAUGGAUAUGCAGGCGAUUAGGCAGGCAGCUGCGCUAGGUUCUUCCAUUGGAAUAGCAAUUGUUGGAGGGCUAAUCACAGGUUUGAUUCUAAAGAUACCUAUCUGGGGACAGCCAUCUGACGAGAACUGUUAUGAGGAUUCUGUUUACUGGGAGGUUCCUAAGAGGAUAGAACAUGACAGUCUUUUCCCCGAACACAGGAGCCACAACCAGCUGGAACCUGAAGCCUAAAAACCACUGUGCCCCCUGUUCUUUUCCUGUUAUCGAGACUCAAAACAAAAUGGCAGCAUCCAGUGAGAAAGUGGACCAGAACGGAUGGAUCCUGAGCCCCAAAUGUCCAGUAUGAAAAUAAACAUAAUCUGGUGCUCUCUCUUAGUAUCAAGGAUCAUUUAGUGGGAGACAUGUGACUCAUAAAACAGGUGGUCAAAUGGAUUUUAUUCAGGGCAUUCAGAAUCACUCUUGCCAGUGGGUAGGUACAGGGUGAAGAUUCCAUGUAUUUCCUGUGGGGUUUUUUUCCCACACAGAGAAGGAUUUACAAAGAAAUCAACACUUUCUAAUCACGUCCAUUCCUUAAUGUACAUACUAUGUCUUCAAUCUCAAAGAUUACGAAACUGAGGCCAAUGAAACAAUAAUUUAUGUAAGAGAUCUAUGUAAGAAAUAAAAAAGAUGUGAAGUUCCUGUUGUGGCUCAGGGUUAAUGAACCAACUAGUAUCCAUGAGGACACAGGUUCCAUCCUGGCCUUGCUCAGUGGGUUAAGGAUCUGGCUUUGCUGU
Messenger RNA from Sus scrofa (pig), 2924 nucleotides. It is a transcript of the gene RHAG, whose product is annotated as Rh associated glycoprotein. NCBI's taxonomy places the organism in Eukaryota, Metazoa, Chordata, Mammalia, Artiodactyla, Suidae. The record is from RefSeq and is a predicted model, not a curated record. Gene Ontology annotation, biological process: ammonium transmembrane transport; ammonium homeostasis. Gene Ontology annotation, molecular function: ammonium channel activity. Gene Ontology annotation, cellular component: plasma membrane.